Messenger RNA from Andrographis paniculata, 1112 nucleotides. RefSeq names its product F-box/kelch-repeat protein At2g43270-like. The record is from RefSeq and is a predicted model, not a curated record. The transcript has 2 exons. Lineage: Eukaryota; Viridiplantae; Streptophyta; Magnoliopsida; Lamiales; Acanthaceae. Bases 6 to 1112 code for a protein of 368 amino acids. Gene Ontology annotation, molecular function: protein binding.
CAAAGAUGAACAUAAAACGUCCAUUAGUUUCUGCUGAUGUUAUAGAGCUCAUCCUCAAGCGACUCCCUGUUAAGUCUCUUCUUCGAUUUAAAUCAGUUUCCAAGGAAUGGAACUACACCAUUUGUGACAGAGGCUUUGCCGUUGGACAUCUAUGUCAAUCCAAAAAGUCAUCUUCUUAUGAAAACAUGUUUCUUGCGGACUCUAUUCGUGGUUAUGAUUUUUUCCUCUCAAGAUUGGAAAACAACGAAUUGAAACCAUUGUUGGAUCUCAAUUGUUCAGAGAAAGAUAUUCUAUGGCGCGUCAAGAGAAAUCAUUGCUGCGACGGCCUAAUAACUUUGGGUUCUUUUAAAGACUUCCCAUACUCUGUCUCCGUCUGGAAUCCAUCGGCCAGAACAUAUUCAAAUUUGGAGUUCCCUUUUUCGAAAGAUUUGAGUUAUUCCACAUACAACUUUAAUUUCACUUACGGUAUUGGUUUCGAUCCAUUAUCAAGGGGUUAUAAAGUAGUAGUUGUUGAUUUUGAUCUAAAACAAUUCACAACGUUUGACAAUAUAAAUCAACGUUGGAAGGAGUUGAAAAAGAUGGAAAUAAUUGAAUAUGACUUGAAAAAUUUUCCUUUGGAUGGUCAUAUCCAUUUGUGGCAAAAGAUUGAAACAAAAGAAGACAGCUUUGAUAUUCAAAUGAUCUUCUUCAACCCGAGAGACGACAAGUUCUAUAAAUUUUUCUAUCAUGUGAGAACUAGAACUCCAAAUUAUUUCACACAUUGUUACGUUGAUUGUCCACCUGGCCUAUUUUGCGUGCUCCUCGGCGACAUUGAUAGUGACAAGUGCCGUGUUGUGUUGAAGAAAACUGGCGGCGAGUGGAUGGAGUUUGACGAUGCGCCGGUUCCGUGGAAGCCGACCAACGUUACUAGACUGGAUCAGGUUGCUGUCAAGAUGUUCUUAUCUGAUGAUGGUAGAGAACUUAUAUUAGCUUUUGGUUUCUAUCAAACAAAUCUGAUAGUCUAUAAUUUAAUUGAGAGGAAGGUUAGAAAGAUUUCACAGCCUGUUAAUUUUUGUUCAGUAAAUGCUUUGUUCAGAGUGCUCUUUGUCGUAUCUGUGGAGUUGUUGCAGUGA